Molecule: messenger RNA, 2042 nt
Organism: Sceloporus undulatus (fence lizard)
Lineage: Eukaryota; Metazoa; Chordata; Lepidosauria; Squamata; Phrynosomatidae
Gene: TOMM40L
Product: translocase of outer mitochondrial membrane 40 like
Exons: 9
Coding region: 450-1370 (306 amino acids)
Biological process (GO): protein import into mitochondrial matrix
Cellular component (GO): mitochondrial outer membrane; mitochondrial outer membrane translocase complex
Molecular function (GO): transmembrane protein transporter activity
Source: RefSeq, a predicted model, not a curated record
GUGGAUGGGUUGCCAGGGCAACCUCUGCUUCCUGGGUCAGAGGUCAAAAGAUGCCCAGUAAUGGCGGCCCUGUUUCAGGGAACAGCCUGGGCUGAUGCUAGAGCCUAGUUUUGGGACCGAGGCUGUGCUUUUUGGGGGGCAGCAGCCUCCAGGGCCCGACUUUUGGCUUUAAGGGGCCCUGAGCCCCACAAAGCGGGGAAAAGACCCUCCCCUGACUGUCCACAACACAAAGAGACCCCUUCUUGGCUCCUCUGGGGCCCAUUGAGAGGCCCUUCCCGCCCAUUUCCUGGUUAUGGAGGGGGCUCCUGACCCACCAAGCCCCCUUUGCUGACACCCCCUUUGCCCAAAGGGACAGGGAGCCAACAACCCCACGAAGAGAGGAGCUCUCCUUCUCAGAGAACCCCCAAACCCCAUGCGCUUGGUGGUGCUGUGGGGGCAGCCCAGAAGCCAUGGGGCACCUGCUCUCCCUCAGGCCAGGCCCAAGGAGGGCCCCUCGGCGAGGAGAGCAGCCCCUGGGCAACCCUGGCAGCUUCGACGAGCUCCACCGGAAAUGCAAAGAAGUCUUCCCCCAGCAGAUGGAAGGAGUCAAACUUAUCAUAAAUAAAUCUUUCAGUAGCCAUUUUCAGGUGACUCACACCAUUCAUAUGAGUACAAUUGGCCAAUCAAGCUACCACUUCAGUACAACGUAUGCAGGUGACCAGCAGCUAGGCCCAACAGAGGUGUUUCCAACACUUAUUGGGGAUAUUAACAAUGUUGGCAGCCUCAGUGCUCAAGCGCUGUACCUUCUAGCUGACCAAAUACGAACAAAGGCUGUAUUCCAGACUCAGCAGUCCAAAUUUGUGACUUGGCAGUUUGAUACAGAAUACCGUGGAGAUGACUACACAGCCACCCUAACACUGGGAAAUCCUGACUUGAUCAGCGAGUCGAUUAUUGUAGUUGCACAUUUCCUGCAGAGUGUGACGUCACGGUUGGUCCUAGGGGGUGAAAUGGUGUACCACCGGCGACUGGGUGAAGAGGGUGCCAUUGUCACCUUAGCUGGGAAAUACACAGCUCUCAAAUGGAUAGCCACACUGAACCUCGGCUAUGGUGGGGCACACGCAAGCUACUACCAUCGGGCCAAUGACCAGAUCCAGGUUGGGGUGGAAUUUGAGGCAAACACUCGACUGCAGGACACAAGCUUUGCUUUUGGUUAUCAGCUCACAUUGCCCAAGACCAACAUGGUUUUCAGAGGUUUCCUGGACAGUAACUGGUGUGUGGGGGCUGUUCUGGAGAAGAAGCUGCCACCUCUGCCUGUCACCCUGGCCUUGGGUACCUUCCUCAACCACUGGAAGAAUCGGUUCCAUUGUGGGUUCAGCAUCAUUGUGGGCUGAGUGUCCUGGGAGCUUGUCUCCGCCACAAGAGAGGCCUUGGGAUUAAACAAGUGUGAUACUGCUCGGUAGGAAGGACCUGGCUGCAUGUGUGUGUGUGUGUGUGUGUGCAGGUACAUUGGGGCAGCUCACCCCAAACUGUUUUGCAGCAGGCAGUGGUGAUAUGAACCCUGCUGUACCUUGUGUCUGAGAGUGUCAACACUGCAACCCUGCCUUCAGGAGGCCUAUCAUUUUUUUUUCUUUUUGAUAUUCAAAAUGAUAUUUGAUGUUGGACAAUACCCCUUGCUCCUGAGACGUGGCUCUGGAUCAUGUGCUAACUGGUUUAUGCAAGACAUUCACUGCAGCAGGGAUUCUGAUGCAGUGGCAGGGCGGGUUGCAAUAGCUCCCUUCGGAGAAGAACGGAUGCCUUUAUUUACUAAGGCUGGGGGCUAUUGGCCACAGUAUUUCCAAAUGGAUUUAGCAAUCAUUGUUGUCACUGCUCCAGGUCUGUGUCAAAGCUCUGAAUUUCAGAGGCCACAAUCAGGGUAAUAACCACCUGGCAUGCCAUGGUGAAUUUGUGGGCACUGUGCCACAUGGCUUACCUAGGACUCUGAUGAAGACAAAGAUUGUGGCUUCAGUGUAAUGGUUACUUGGAAUCCAAUUAAAACCAUGUUUGGGGGGUUCAUCACCCCCUCA